UCUUCACGGUCUGUAAUUUGCAUGACCUCCGCAAUGUCAACCACUAUAAAAUGGAAGCCAAGAAGUACGAGAUGAUGAAUGAUUUGUUUAAGGUUUACUCGAGGUUCAUGAAUUCUACGAAAGGAUUGAAGAGACAUAUGCCACCAGGUAGAGACAAAUUCAACCAUGAUGUGGGGAAGGGUUUGCUGGUUUCGGUAGUGCCGUAGAACAUGCUCGACCUUUAUGACCUCUGCCGAGAGCAUUGAUCAAUUUCCUUUCAUAUGACGUGAGAAGUAACAGAAAAAAAACAGAGUUAAUCUUGAUCAAUCGAGCUUCUGCCGAGAUAAAACGGAGUGAUCCGAAUUUCCAUGGCGCGCCAGUGGCUGCGAAAAUCAGAGCUCAACGAGAAGCUAUGGAAAGGAGACAAAGGAGAAAGUCUACUGGAUUCAUCGGUGGCUGGAGUGAGGACAGCACUGAGUGCUGAAUCGCUUGCUAAAAUUCUCCUCCUCGUUGUGGUCAAUUCCGUCUUUCUACUUGCAGCACUACAUUUGUUAAAUUCUAAGCGCGAGUUUGACAAUCGUGGAGAUCGAAGUAAUUGCGUGACGAAUUACCGUCUCAACAACGUGCAUCCAAUGUCCUUAUCUCUGGAUCAAAACAGGCUCAUUCAAUCCAGCGAAUUCGCCCCGAAGAAUGAAAGCAAUCAGGAAAAUAUUCGGCAAUUCGACACGUUCGGUGUGGCAGUCCAUCUCUUCAUCAAGAUGUCAGCCUACAGAGGAGGUUCAAAUUCCUUCGCUAUCAUCGGCCUUGAGGCAAAGAACCCCGGGGAGCUUUACAACGAUCCUCCCUACGAAUGCGUCUGGAUCCCUGGCCCUGACUCCCUUGUAUGGGCGCCCCUGAAAGGAUCGGCCAUCAAGAUGCUACCGGAUACUGGCAAUGUUUACAGUCGUCUGUACAGCGCCGUGAUCAUCAACUGCACAUUUUCUCAAGAUGUCGGCGUCGACAGAAAAGGUGGCCAGCUUGUGCUUUACGCCAGUUAUGGAGACCAGUAUCCUCGCAACCCUGAACGCAUUGUUGCUCUAACAGAGCAACCAGACGAGUUUCCAGGCGUGGAGUUUUAUGAAUCUUCAGACAUGAAAUACGAUUACGUCUACUGCGGUUCGCCGUUGUUCGGCAACUUGAGUCCACAAAAGAUUCGAGAAUGGAUAGCUUAUCACGCACAUUUCUUCGGUCCAAGAUCGCAUUUCUUCCUCUACGAUGCCGGCGGCGUGCAUGACAACGUUCGCCGCAUGAUUGAACCUUGGAUCAAGGCAGGGCGCGUCACUUUGGACAACAUCCGAGAGCAGGAGAAAUUCGAUGGAUACUAUCACAAUCAGUUUAUGGUGGUGAACGAUUGUUUCCACCGCGCACGGCACCUGGCGCGCUGGAUCUUCUUCUUCGAUGUGGACGAGUUCAUCUGGGCUCCACCGAACGAUAAUUCCUUACCUGCUAUUCUUGCGCGCUACGAAAAUCAAUCCCAGAUCAUCAUCUGGCAGAAACCUAUGUCAAAGAGCCUGUGCGCUCAGGAACAAGGAGAGGCAGGAAAUGACAGCAGCUUUUCACGUUUGCGCAGCAAAUGGACUUUCGAGAAGCUUGUGUUCAAGAGCAUAAAGUGGCGGGAGUCUCACGACUGCAAGUACGCCAUCCAGGGCCAGAAGGCAAUGGGCACGGGGAUUCACCGCUCGGGACACCUCAUCGGCGGCAAUGCGACCACCUACGCGGAUCCGCUGAACUACUACCACUACCACAACACCAUCAACAAGCGAGAUGAGGUUUGCGAGGACUUCAUCGACAAGAGCGUGGUGUAUGUCAAUCCAAGGAACCGAACCGACAUAUACACUCACGACGAUGGCCUGGCAGUGCUCGCCGAUCACAUCAAAGAGUUCGAGCGGGAUGUCAUCGGGCCGCAGUCCUUCAUUCUCUGAAAUCACAGCACUCACAUCGAUUAGCCUGCCAUAGUGACAAAAACCUGUCACGAUACCUCGUAUCGUUUAAAUCAUCAUUUUUUUUGGCCAUGCUCAUAUCCGUUUGCUGCGCAUGACCACUAAUAUCGUGGAGGAAUCGAUAGCCACAGCAAAGAUAAUGUGCUCGCAUUCACUCUCCAAACUCAAGGCAAUAUCUACACCGAAUUUCACAACUAGAUAACUGUAACCCUUCCUCUUCCGAACACCAACUCACAAUCAGAGCAACACACAAUGUCCCCGUUACCUCGAGCAUAUCCGAGCCAAGUGUUGCCACCAUUCACAACCUCGACGCUUGCACUACUUCGCCAUUUCUUCACCUCCCCGCAGUAUUUCUUCCUUCUCCAUGCUCACCACCUCACGGAAUCUCGGAUCAAGCGCGAUGUGCUCUUCUCCCACGCGACGUGAGGAAUGUUGAAUGUGGAAUGUUCCAAAACAUGAAGCGGCGCCGAAUCCCACGGUCUUCUGUCCAUGGUAUAAGGGCCUUCGGAAGUACCCAUGACCGCGACAAUAAAAUUACCCGGUACCAGAUAAUGGGACGUUCUGUUCUGUCCUGUACUGAAAGGAGAAAGUCCAAUUCGAAUGUUGACUUCCUUACUAAUAAGUACAAAAUAUUUACUCCUGGGGGUAAUUGGAACUUGGUCGAAGACCACGUGGGAAUGCCACGUGGUGUAGUUGGAUGACGUCGCAGUACCGAAUAGGCCACGUAGGAUGCACGAAUCUCAUCCUCGACAAGCGCAGAGGUGGUGACGGGGACAGGGGUAGGCCACCUGGCAGAAACGGCGAAGCUGGGGUGGCAGCGUCGGAUGCAUGGGCCUUUGAAUGUCUGAAUUGGAGAGCUCAUUAUUUGGGCGGGGAAUUGUCCAAGUACUAGCACACCCCCCUGGUCUUCCGUAGAGCACGACUCGAAGGAAAGCCGGUGCCGAAUACCCAUCACUGGGGCCAGGCCGGGUCCCGGGGCACCUCGACCCCGCCCGUCCUCCCUCGACCUGACCCAUAAUACCGUCAACAAGGGGGGAUGUGAUUGUGUCCAGUCACGCUAUAACAUCCCCCUUCAUUGAGCCAAUCAGAUCUUUCUUACUAUGUCCUCGACCAUAUUUUCAUAAUACGAUUUUUUUUUUUUUUUUUUGAGUUUUAAACUUUAGGGAGGAAUUUUUUUAACAUUGAUUAAAAUGCAAUGUACACUAUGUUAUAGAAUUUUAUAUUACAAAGAA
Physcomitrium patens is the source of this 3190-nucleotide messenger RNA. RefSeq names its product galactan beta-1,4-galactosyltransferase GALS1. Gene Ontology annotation, molecular function: glycosyltransferase activity. The record is from RefSeq and is a predicted model, not a curated record. Lineage: Eukaryota; Viridiplantae; Streptophyta; Bryopsida; Funariales; Funariaceae. Gene Ontology annotation, cellular component: cytoplasm.